AUGCUGGACCGACAACAACCAAAGCUGGACCAUCAACUGCGUCUUGCACCAACGACUACCACAGCUGGCCCAACUACUACCACAACUACCCCAACAAUCACUACUGCUGGACCGACAACAACCACAGCUGGACCAACAACUACCACAACUGCCCCAACAACAACCACCGCUGAACCAACAACCACUACUGCUGUACCAACAACAACCACAGCUGAACCAACAACUACCAACGCUGGACCAACAUCCACUACUGCUGUACCAACAACAACCACAGCUUCCCCCACAACUACCACCGUCGGACUAACGACUACCACAGCUGCACCAAAAACUACCACAGCUGCCCCAACAACUACCACAGCUGCCCCAACAACUACCACAGCUGCCCUAACAACUACCUCCGCUGGAUCAACAACUACCACAGCUAGCCCAACUACCACUACAGCUGGACCAACAACAACAACAGCUGGAGCAACGAAAACCACAGCUGGACCUACAACUACUACAGCCAGCCCAACUACCACUACAACGGGACCAACAACAACCACAGCUGGACGAACAACUACAACAUCUGGCCCAACUACCGCAACAUCAAGCCCCACAACAAACACAGCUGCCCCAACAACUACCACAGCUACCCUAGCAACAACCACCACUGGACCAACAACUUCCACAGCUGGACCAACAACUACCACAGCUGGACCAACAACUACCACAGCUGGACCAACAACUACCACAGCUGGAACAACAACAACCACCGCUGCCCAAACGACUACCACAGCUGACCCAACAACUACAACCGCCGGACCAACAACCACUACUGCUGUACCAACAACAACCACAGCUGGCCAAACUACCACAACAUUAAGCCCCACAACAACCACCGCUGGACCAACAACAACGGAAGCUGGAACAACAACUACCACAGCUGCCCCAACAACUACCACAGCUACCCCAACAACUACCACAGCUGAAUCAACAACAACCACAGCUUCCCCAACGACUACCACACCUGCCCCAACAACAACCAAAGCUGGACAAACAACUACCACAGCUGGCCAAACUACCACAACAUUAAGCCCCACAACAACCACCGCUGGACCAACAACAACCGAAGCUGGAACAACAACUACCACAGCUGCCACAACAACUACCACAGCUACCCCAACAACAACCAAAGCUGGAUCAACAACUACCACAGCUGGAUCAACAACAACCACAGCUGCCCCAACGACUACCACACCUGCCCCAACAACAACCAAAGCUGGACAAACAACUACCACAGCUGGCCAAACUACCACAACAUUAAGCCCCACAACAACCACCGCUGGACCAACAACAACCGAAGCUGGAACAACAUCUACCACAGCUGCCCCAACAACUACCAAAAACAGUAAACCCAGUAGGAGGACAGCCAGCCGGAGUACAGACAACUACCACAGCUGCCCCAACAACUUCCAACGCUGGACCAACACCUUCCACAGUUGGACCAACAACUACCACAGCUGGACCAACUACAUCUGCUGGACCAACAAUAACCUUUGGCCAAACGACCACAAUAUCGAGCCCCACAACCAACAAAGCCACAGCUGGAUCAACAAAAACCACAACAGGACCAACAACUGCCACAGCUGGACCAACAACCACUAA
Messenger RNA from Gadus morhua (Atlantic cod), 1647 nucleotides. RefSeq names its product mucin-5AC-like. Lineage: Eukaryota; Metazoa; Chordata; Actinopteri; Gadiformes; Gadidae. The record is from RefSeq and is a predicted model, not a curated record. The transcript is spliced from 4 exons. Bases 1 to 1647 code for a protein of 548 amino acids.